CAGUCAGAGUAGACACGGAGACAGACAGAGACGGAGCGGCUGUGUUUGGGAGUGUUUACGGCCGCCUGCGCUGCACGACAUCCACUAAAACUGUUGUAGUUAAGAAUACUCUGCCAUUUUUUAUUAGAGGCCUCGAAGCCGUCGGAGUGUACUCAGCGAGGACAUGUAGCUCAAACCGGGUUCGCUCUUCGUGCAGACGCGGUUAACUUUUUUUUUACACGAGUCGUCGAGCGGUUGCGGAUAGUUUUUCUGAAUAUCAGCGGAAGUCCGACAAGGAUUGGAAAAAAAAAAAAAAAAAACCCCGGUGCUCGGAGACGUAGACUCGAUGUUUUAAACAAAGAACUGCAGGGAUUUACGCGGUUCGGUCCUCUUUUGUAACUUUUUCUCUUAAAAUCCCGAGCAGCGGUGCAUGUUGUUGUAGUAGCUUACGUUAACGGUUGCUAAUGUUAGCAUGCUAGCUGGUUAGCUGUCAGCCUAGCUCCACUGUUCCGUUGCUGCUGCUGCUGCUGUUGUGUGUUCAACUUUUUUCAAUGACCAUGUCCUUCAGAGGUUUUUGCAACAGGUAGACGUUUUGCAAACACGAUGAAGCAGUUAAACGCUUCAGACAUUUAGAAACUUGUAUAUUUCUUAUGCUUUGUGACUUGUAGUGCGGGCUUUAGUUUUUUUUUGUUGUUGUUGUUGCUGUUGUUGUUGUUUUGAAGAUUGUUCCCGCAUCUCUUCUGAGUGCUCCAACGAUGCAUCCUUUGCACUAAACCCUGAAAAAACCCCACCGACCAUGUUGGAUCAUACAGAAUAACACAAGACGGGCUUCUUCAAGCUCUGGCAGUUUUUUUUUUUUUUUUUUUUUGCUCCAUAAUUUUGGAGCCGAUGUGAAAGAGGAAAAAAAAAAAACCUUUAACUCGACCCGGGGGAAUACAAUAAAAAAAUAAGCUCGCGUGAAGUCAGUCCGUGCAUCAAAAUGUCGGCCAUCUCUGCAUCCGAGAAAGUGGACGGCUUUACGAGGAAGUCCGUGAGGAAGGCGCAGAAGCAGCGAAAAUCCCAAGGCUCCUCUCAGUACCGCACGCAGGGAGCUCCGGUGGAGCUUUCUCCUUUGCCGCAGCUCAAAGAUGCCCCCUCCACGGAGCAGCAGGAACUGUUCACUCAGAAACUCCAGCAGUGCUGCAUGCUCUUCGACUUCCUGGACUCGGUGACGGACCUGAAGAGCAAGGAGAUCAAGAGGGCCACGCUAACCGAGCUGGUGGACUACGUUUCCACCAACAGGGGCGUGCUGGUGGAGUCGGCGUACCCGGAGAUCACUAAUAUGAUCAGUACCAAUAUCUUCCGGGCUCUUCCACCGAGUGAAAACCCAGAUUUUGACCCAGAAGAGGACGAACCCACUCUAGAGGCGUCAUGGCCUCACAUUCAGCUGGUCUACGAGUUCCUGCUGCGCUUUUUAGAGAAUCCAGACUUCCAGCCCACCAUCGCAAAGAGACAUAUUGAUCAGAAGUUUGUCCUUCAGCUGCUGGAGCUGUUCGACAGCGAGGACCCGAGGGAGAGGGACUUCCUGAAGACCAUCCUGCAUCGGAUUUAUGGAAAGUUCCUCGGGUUGCGAGCCUUCAUCAGGAAGCAGAUCAACAACAUUUUCUUGCGGUUCAUUUAUGAAACCGAACACUUCAACGGAGUCGCCGAGCUGCUGGAGAUUCUGGGAAGUAUCAUCAACGGGUUUGCGUUGCCUCUGAAGGCCGAACACAAGCAGUUCCUGAUGAAGGUGCUCAUCCCGCUGCACACCGCCAAAGGACUGGCCCUUUUCCAUGCACAGCUGGCCUACUGUGUGGUCCAGUUCUUGGAGAAGGAUCCUACGCUCACAGAGCCGGUGAUCCGUGGUCUGCUCAAGUUCUGGCCCAAAACCUGCAGCCAGAAGGAGGUGAUGUUCCUGGGAGAGAUCGAAGAGAUCCUUGAUGUCAUCGAGGCUUCGCAAUUCAAAAAAAUCCAGGAGCCGCUUUUCAAGCAGAUCUCUAAGUGUGUUUCCAAUCCACAUUUUCAGGUAGCAGAGCGAGCGCUUUACUUCUGGAAUAACGAGUACAUCCUCAGCCUCAUCGAGGAGAACAUUGACAAGAUCCUUCCCAUCAUGUUCGGCAGCCUGUACAGAAUCUCCAAAGACCACUGGAACCCGACAAUCGUAGCUCUGGUCUACAACGUGCUGAAGACACUGAUGGAGAUGAACUGCACACUGUUCGAUGAGUUGACCUCCUCUUAUAAGGCAGACAGGCAGCGGGAGAAGAAGAAGGAGCAAGAGAGGGACGAGCUGUGGAAGAACCUGGAUAAGCUACGGCUCAGUAACACCGCUCUGGUCCAGAACAACAGCCACGGGCUCCCAGGUGUCCAAAACAACAACAAUAACAACAACAACAACAACAGUAGUAGUAGUAGUAGUAGUAACAAUCACAGCGACAACCAGGACAAGAGCACUGAAGCUGAAGCUGAAGCUGAUGCUAACGCUAAUGCUAAUGCUGAUGCUACUGCUGCUGCUGCUGCUGCUGCAGAUGAGAAAGAUCCUGACGUUAGCGUGACGCCCAGCGAGAGCACCACAUGUGCCAAAUGACAGCGGAUGUCAUGUUUUUUUUAUUCCAUAAAUGGUUUCGACACCAUGAUCUGUGAGUGUCAGGAGAGAAUUAAUGUAAAAAAAAAAAGAAAAAAAACACACACACAAAUUACACCUCAGCAGUAUAUUAAAUCUACUUAGAGUGAUAAGAAAGCCAGCAUUUCUUUGGCAGUAAAAAAAACAAAAAUAAAAAAACAAAAAACAUACAGUAUAAAUAAAUAAAUAUAUAUAUAUAGAUAUAUAUAUAUAUUUCAACUUCAGACUAUUUUUGGAUGUUACAGUGUGGCUGCAGUAUAUUGUUUAUUUGUCUGAUCAAAGAUUUAUCCUUUCACAUUUAGUUUCUUAACUGAAAAUGAUAAAUGAUUUUUUUUUUCUUUUUUUUUUUUUUUUCCGUUAUAUUCAUUCUAUGAUACGUGGGAGGGGAGAAAAUAAUGAUGACUUGAAUCUAAUGUUUCCGAUCGUGCUGCACUUAGAAAAGCUGAAUAGCUAUUUAAAGAUGUCUAUUUUUAAUGUGCUUUUCCUCGUUGCUGCCAACGUUUGGGUGCAAACCUUAAGAGAGAAGGGAAUGGCAGAUUUUUUUUGGGAGUGUUUCGGGCAGAUGGGACCAGACCCCCCCUCCACCCCACCCUGAGAAAACAUUAGGCAUUAAGUGUCUCUUGAUGUACAGAGAAGGAGCGUUGUAGGUAGAGUAUAGGGGGGUGCGUGGCCAAAAAUCAUGAAUCAUAGAGAAACGAAUCCCUGAUAUGAAGCGACUCAGCUUCAGGCUUCAGGUGGAUUUAAAACUGAUUAACUGUUAGGGUUAAAUGUCAUAUUUGUGAGUCUAUUUUUGUGUGUCAGGUGUUGGUAAAUAUUUUUUUUUUUUUUCAUCUGGGUGAAAACAUGAAGCUAAUAGAUGUAAAUAAAGCGACGGCUGCGUUUAUAACAUGAUUUACACUAAAGUAUUGAGAGAGGGCAUUCAGUAAAUAUCUGGGAUUGAGGGAAUAAUUCAACAUUUCGGGGGAAACGCUCGCGUUAUUCUGCCAUAAAAAUACAGGGGGGGUGAAUGUGAAGCUGCAGCUAAGUUAGCUUAGCAUAAAUAGAGGAAACGGAGGAGGCAUGUUUAACGCCCAGACAUGUUUAAACAUGAACGCAGGGGGCGGAGCAUUUAAAUUUUAGCACACGCCCCUCAGUGCAGAUUGAGUCAUCAACAUUUCUACAUAAUUUUCCAGGAAAUUAGAAACUCAAAACAUCUUGUUAAUCAUUGCUGGACCUGAUAUUCUCUUUAAAACUCAGGUGUCAAACAUAGGGCCCGAGGGCCAAAAAGCGGCCUUUUAAGAUGUCUGAUCUGGCCCACAGCAUGAAUUUUAAGUGUGAAAAUUACAAGAGGACUGCAAUUUUUUUUUUGCAGACUCAGGACUGAACAGAAAUAUAUUUGAAGGAUAAAUAUAUUAUUAAAUGUAAACAUUCUCCUAAUUGACUUGUUCUUCUUUGCACUUAAACAAAUGGAAAAAAAAAUCUCGAGUUGUCGUUACUUACAGGUUAUUAUGCUGUUGUGUUGCUCGUCUGGGCCCCAUGAGACCAAACUGGGCUGAAUUAAGAUAAGUUUGACCCCCCUCCUGUCUUAAAGCAACCAUCUGUAAUGGUGAAUGAGACAUAUCAUAUAAAAACACUUCAACAUUGAAUUUUCUUUUCACGGGUAUUUUACAGUAGUUGUGUGCUCCGCUAUAUAUUUUUUUUAGUUUAAAUCUCGCUAGCUGUUCAACCCUGUUUCCAAUCCUAAUGCUAAGCUAAUUGGUUGCUAGCUGUAACUUAAUAUUUACCCUGCAGUAAAACAAGUAUUUCCCAAAAUGUUGAACCAUUUCUUUAAAAUGACAGAUUUAAAAAGAUUAAAAAAAGUAAAUACAUUAAAAAAAAAAUCACACACACAAGACCUACAGUACUAUAUUUUUCCAGAGUAUUGUCAAGGCUAAUAUUUUUGAAAGCUUUGAUGUUUCUGAUGGAUUAUUAUGACGGGACGCAGGAUGUGCUUGAGUGUAUAUUUGUUGCGUGCGUGUGUGCGUUUGCUUGGAGGCUACUUAAAGGGAAAUGCCACUCGGUUUCAGAUUUUAUGUACAGUGUAACGUUUCUGUGGUCUAGGAAAGUGCAGUCAGUGGUUAUAGAAACAUAAAUGGUUCUCUCUCUCAAAGCUGAACACUUACCUGGCAUUUGAUUAUUAUUAUUACUUUUUUUUUUAUAACCAAACAAGACUCAUCAUGAUGUUGAAAAUAGCACCAGAAAACCCCGCUGGAUUGUCGUUUCAAGCAGUCUUUUACCACCAAUGCCUGUUCGCUGUUUUUUUUUUUUUUUUCUUUUGCUUUUAGUCUCUAGUUUUCUGACGUCGAGAGCCGAUUAAUUGUGUUUGGUUAUAACUUAACCUGACUGCCACAGGUCAGAGGAGCUUUUAAAGUGAACGGUGUUCCCUCUGAACCUCGGUGUCUGCUCUUUUUAAGUUCAUAUUUUAGGUCCAGUCUAUUCUGAUGCCUUUUCUGUCAGUACAGCAUUCCAGCCUCUGUGACGUUUAAAGGAACUAUGUGGGGAACCUGUUUUGUAAUCACAGAUCUUAUUUAGGUUUCACCAUCAAAUAAAGUCUACUCUAUCUUUCUAUCAAAGCCUAA
Messenger RNA from Mugil cephalus (flathead mullet), 5214 nucleotides. RefSeq names its product protein phosphatase 2, regulatory subunit B', alpha isoform (gene ppp2r5a). Gene Ontology annotation, biological process: signal transduction; protein dephosphorylation. NCBI's taxonomy places the organism in Eukaryota, Metazoa, Chordata, Actinopteri, Mugiliformes, Mugilidae. The record is from RefSeq and is a predicted model, not a curated record. Gene Ontology annotation, molecular function: protein phosphatase activator activity. Bases 959 to 2581 code for a protein of 540 amino acids. Gene Ontology annotation, cellular component: nucleus; cytosol; protein phosphatase type 2A complex. The transcript has 13 exons.